This is a messenger RNA of Leptidea sinapis, 2532 nucleotides long. RefSeq names its product mediator of RNA polymerase II transcription subunit 25-like. The transcript is spliced from 14 exons. Gene Ontology annotation, biological process: positive regulation of transcription by RNA polymerase II. Gene Ontology annotation, cellular component: transcription regulator complex; mediator complex. NCBI's taxonomy places the organism in Eukaryota, Metazoa, Arthropoda, Insecta, Lepidoptera, Pieridae. The record is from RefSeq and is a predicted model, not a curated record. The coding region runs from base 158 to 2245 and encodes 695 amino acids.
UUAUUUUGUUGUUACUUGAUAACAUGAAUUAUGAUAUUAUUAUUUUAUAAAAUAAUAACAAACAUGUUAUAAAAAUAACAUAUUAAGUGUUAAUAUUAGGUGAAUAUAAAUGAUGAAAAUAUUUAUAUAAGCAAAUAUAAAAUCUACAAUCCCAGAAAUGGUUGUAAAUACUCCCGAUUCUCCUAUCACGGCUGAAGUAAUAUUUGUAAUAGAAGCAACAGCAGCAAACAGUGCAUACAUUGGCGAAUUAAAAACUAAUUAUAUUGUUCCUACUCUCGAAUAUUUUCAUGGUGGUGCAUUGGAGGAUGGCGUGGGUAGUGGUUCAGUUUAUGGCAUAGUCACAUAUCAGUCAGCUGAUUGUCAUCCUUCCUUACCCAUAGCAACAUGGGGACCCUUCACAUGUCCACAGGAUGUUGUGGAUACAGUUGACAAAAUACAAUAUAUUGGUGGGCAUGCUGAGAGUCGUGCCUGCAUCACAGAGGCGCUGACUGCAGCCUUAUCAUGCUUAGAAGAAUUGGGUCGCUCUGAUGUGCCACUUCAUGUUAUACUGUUGUGCUGCUCUCCGCCGUAUUCGGCGUAUGCGGGAGGAUUGGUUCCACCUGGUGCCCCGGCGACGGUGGAACAGGCCGCGAGGCUGGUGGGGGAGCGUGGGGUCAAACUGUCCGUGGCUGCCGCGCGGAGGAUACCGGGGCUGGUCGCGCUCUACGAGCACGCGGGAGGGGAACUACAUACGGCUCAGCAGCGGAACUACGCUAAGGAUCCCCGGCAUCUCGUGCUGCUGCGAGGGUACAGCUUGAAGGAACGGCCGCCGAGCCCCGCGCCGCCGCCCGUGCCGGACAUACAGACAGAUGUUUAUGGGCAAGGACGUGGCGCAGUGUCGGUGGCAGCGCCGCGGGUGCCUCCGGCGCCGUUCCCGCGCGCCCCGGGCGUGUCUGCGGUGGGCGCUGUGGCAGGUGUAGCGGGGGGCGUACGCAACACGUGGCUCACGCCGCAGCGUCAGACACUGUACGCUAACAACUCCGCGUUGCUCACGCAACUGGCCCAGCCCUCGUACCCGCCGCCCGCUCAGCCAAACAUGCAACGUAUGCCAAUGAUCCAACCUGGACCCUCAAAUGCUGGGGUUAGUGGAGUCACGAGUGGCCCCAGCGUGUCCAACGUAGGUGGCAACGUGGGCACCGUGCCCAAUGUGGGCCAGAUGCAGCGCACGUUCAUAUGGAGUGGGGUGCUGGAGUGGAUGGAGAAAGGGAAGACGACUGGGGAGCAGCAGAAGGUCACCAAACAUUUACCUUGCCAGGUAUCCGCCAAUUCAAAAGACAUCGAACCAGAGCUGAAAGUGGAUACAUGGCCCAACAAACUGCUGAUGCAGUUGAUGCCAAAACAGUUGAUCAGCAAUAUCGGCGGCCAGUAUCUGAAAGACAGCAAGUCGGUGCUCUUCCACUUGCAGCAGAACGAGGCCUUGGAAGCUCUCACCAAAGUGAUGGUCAACGGGUUUGCUGGAUGUGUUCACUUCUCACCUAUGGCGUCCCCCCCUCAGUGUGAUAUUAAGGUGCUGAUUCUGCUGUACACCCCGGACAAGAAGGCAUACCUGGGCUUCAUACCGAACAAUCAAGCCACCUUCGUGGACAGGCUUAGAAAGGUUAUACAACAGCAGAAGAUCAGCAAACAACUUCCGGCCCCAGUCAGUGCUGCCAACAUUCCCCCCUCCAACAUGCAGCCCAGUGGGGCUGGUGGGAUCGCGAUGGGAAUGAACCCAGGACUGUCCUCGCAACAACACCAACAGCAUCCUCAACAUGCGCAGAAUAUGAUGAUGAGCGGUAUGGGUGGGCAGGUUGCCCAAGUGUCACAAGUCGGGCAAGGUGGAAAGGGUCCCAGGCCGGUCAGCCAGCUUGAUGGGCUGGAAGCCGCCAGGCAACAGAACCUGGAGAAGAUACAGCAUCUGCAGCAGACUUUGGAAGCAGCUCACCAGCAGGAAGCGCAGUUCAAGUCCCAGAUGGACAUCAUGUCACACCUACACGUGGCUCAACAACAGGAGCAGCAUUACAAACAGCUGGAAGAACAACGGAAACACCAACUGCAACAGAUGCAGCAGCUACGCGGAGCUGGUGUUGGUGUGGGUGUGGGUGUAGGUGUGGGUAACGCCCAUCAGCCUCGCAUCAUGCGUCCGAUGAUGCCCACCAACCCAGGACUUAGGCACUUGUUGCAACAGCAACAGCAAGCGCCGCGCGGGCCCCGCCCCCACAUGUGAACACGCACGCACGCUCACGCACUCACGCGCACGCAUAAGUAAUGCUUACAUUUAUUACUAACAUUAGUUACGCGCUUACACGACGAUAUCGCAAUCAUCAAUUGUCUAUAAUAUGUCCUGCCCAAACGUUGCUUAAACGAGAAUACGAACAAUUUAUUUUUGAUCAUUGCGCAAUACGUGUGUUGACGCACUGCACGUAGCCAAAGACAGACACAGAUGGCGAACUAUUGUCAAAAAGUCGAUUCCUCAGAGAAAUCAGGACUCCCAGCAAUGAGGAUAACGACGUA